CCACUGAGAAGGGGAGGGGAGAGGCGGCUGCUGCGCUUCUCGUCUGCAGCUGCAAGCGCCGCAGCUCCUCCUCUUCCUAGUCCGGGCUGCGGGGAUAGGCGGCGCUUGCUGUGGCCGGUUUACUGGCCGCUCCGCGGCUGCCGACCGAAGCGCUUGCCCUGGGCCGAGCCGGCAGAAAGACUCAUCCAUGGUAGCGACGUGUCGCUUUGGAGGCGGGGAAGAAGGCGCUAGGCCGCGGCGCCGCCUUGGAGUUUUCCACUGGCCCAGCUGCUGCUGCUGCUGCAGGACUUGAAAACAGUCGUGUGUAUUGCAGUGGUGUUUUUGUUUAAAAAAACUAACGGGACUGGAAGAGAUAUGAGGUCUCCUUACUCGGACAUUCUUAGACUUUUGUCAUUAAGGGUUGCCAGGUCUCAGGUUUUCGCUUGGAGACGCUGAAUUUUUAGGGUCCUCUCCGGUACUUAUCCAGUGGUGACUUUAUGCAAUGGCCUCAAGCCACAAGUCUUCACCAGUGCCUCAGUCUAAGAGCAGUAAUGCUUUUUUUAAAAGGGAAGUGGAUUCUACCAAACGCUUUCGACCAGUGCAGUCGCUGCCGGAUGUAUGUCCCAAGGAACCCACAGGUGAUCCUAAUAGUUUAUGUGACAGCCCAUCUUUAGUUGCCGAUCAACAUAGAUGGACUAUUUAUAAUUCCAAAGUAAAUCUCCCAGCAGCAUUAAAUGAUCCUCGGUUAACGAAAAGGGAAUCUGAUUUCUUUACAAAAACAUGGGGACAGGAUUUUGUAGACACUGAAGUCGUGCCUUCGCUCUACCUCCCACAGAUCAACAAGGAACAUUUUACAGCGUACCAACAGGAAAUUGUUCAGAGAGAGAAGAUUCAUGAGAAAUGCAAGACAAUUUGUCCUCCUAAGGAUACUUUUGAUAGGACACUGUUACAUACUCAUGAUAAAUCCAGGACAGAUCUAGAGCAAGUACCUAAGAUUUUUAUGAAACCAGGUUUUGCCUUGGAAGAUCCCCAAACAUUUAAUGCAGUAUUACCUUGGUCUCAUUUUAAUACUGCUGGAGGCAAAGGAAAUAGUGAUGCAGCCUCCUCAAAGUUGCUUCAAGAAAAGCUGAGCCACUAUCUGGAUAUUGUGGAAGUAAAUAUUGCUCAUCAAAUCUCUCUUCGCUCAGAAGCAUUUUUUCAUGCAAUGACCUCCCAGCAUGAACUUCAAGACUACCUCAGGAAAACCUCCCAGGCUGUAAAAAUGCUUCGAGAUAAAAUAGGCCAAAUUGAUAAAGUGAUGUGUGAAGGAUCUCUUAAAGUUUUAAGACUAUCACUGACUAGAAAUAACUGUAUAAAAGCAUAUAAUAAACUGAAGUUAAUGGCAACAGUGCACCAAACACAACCUACUGUACAACUAUUGUUGUCCACUUCAGAAUUUGUUGGAGCAUUAGACUUGAUAUCAACAACACAGGAGGUGCUACAGCAGGAACUCCAGGGCAUUCACAGUUUCCGGCAUCUUGGAUCACAGCUUUGUGAAUUAGAAAAGCUCAUAGAUAAGAUGAUGAUUGCAGAGUUUUCCACUUACGCUCGCAGUGACUUAAAUAGACCUCUGGAAGAAGAAUGUCAAAUUCUGGAAGAGGAAAGGCUUAUAUCAUUAGUGUUUGGACUUCUAAAACAAAGGAAGCUGAAUUUUUUUGAAAUAUACGGAGAUGAAAUUAUCAUAACAGCAAAGAAUAUAAUUAAACAGUGUGUGGUUUAUACAGUGUCACAGAUAGAAGAAAUAGACACAGAAGUGGUUAUUAAGCUUGCACAUCAAAUGAGGAUGAUGGAUUUUUCACAAUGGUUUGAUCUACUGAAAGAUAUAUUUUCGAAUUUUAUUAUGUUCCUCAGGAGAAUUAAGGCAACAUUAAAUGUCAUCAGAAGGGUGGUUCUCUUGGUUCUAGACAAGAACCAAAGGAACAAGGAGCUGGGAGAUACAUCUGUGCAGAAGAACUCUGCAAAGGACAGUACCAUAGACACAGAAGUGGCUUAUCUGACGCAUGAGGGCAUGUUCAUAAGUGAUGCCUUCAGUGAAGGAGACCUUCAACCCACAGCAGCCUGUUCUGUCUCUCAGAGAAACCUUUCCCCAGACAGUGAGCCCAGCAGCAGUGACUCUGUAUCGGAACCUGAAUGUACCACGGACUCCUCAUCUAGCAAGGAACAGAUUUUGUCCAGUAUUACACCGGGUGGAAUUGACAUCAUGAUUGGUGAGGAUAUGAAGCUCUCAGAACUGGAACUGGGGAGAUUAGCAAAUAACAUCCAGGACCUCCUUUACGGUGCAUCUGAUAUUUGCCAUGAUCGUUCUGUGAAGUUCCUCAUGGCUAGAGCAAAAGAUGGGUUCCUUGAGAAAUUGAAUUCUGCAGAGUUUGUUGCUCUUUCACGAUUGAUGGAAACAUUCAUCUUGGAUACAGAACAGAUCUGUGGUAGGAAGAGUAUGUCAUUGCGUGGUGCACUUCAGAGUCAAGCUAAUAGAUUUGUAAACAGAUUCCAUGAGGAACGAAAGACUAAACUCAGCCUCCUCCUAGAUAAUGAACGUUGGAAGCAGGCUGAUGUCCCAGCAGAGUUUCAGGAUCUUGUUGAUUCUAUAUCAGAUGGCAAAAUUGCUUUACCAGGGAAAAAAGCUGGAGCAUCUGAAGAAAGAAAGCCAACUGACUUCCUUGUUGUUGAUGGACACAAAUAUGCUGUGGUUGGAACAGUGUUGCUGUUAAUUAGAAUAAUCCUUGAGUACUGCCAAUGUGUGGAUAACAUCCCCUCCAUAGCUACUGAUAUGCUUACUCAUCUGUCUGAUUUACUGAAGUAUUUCAACUCAAGAAGUUGUCAGCUAGUCCUUGGAGCAGGUGCAUUGCAAGUGGUAGGCUUGAAAACAAUAACUACAAAAAACUUAGCUCUCUCAUCACGCUGCCUGCAGCUCAUAGUACACUACAUUCCUGUUAUCAGAGCUCACUUUGAAGCUCGCCUGCAACCCAAACAGUUCAGCAUGCUUAGGCAUUUUGACCACAUUGCCAAGGAUUAUCAUGAUCACAUAGCUGAAAUUUCAGCAAAGCUCGUAGCCAUAAUGGAUAGCUUAUUUGACAAGCUGCUCUCUAAGUACGGGGUGAAAGCACCUGUUCCUUCUACCUGCUUCAGGAAUAUUUGCAAACAGAUGGCAAAGAUGCAUGAAGCAAUAUAUGACCUUCUUCCUGAGGAGCAAACCCAGAUGUUGUUCUUAAGAAUUAAUGCAAGCUACAAACUUCACUUGAAGAGGCAAUUGGCCCACUUAAAUGUAGUCAAUGAUGGGGGACCUCAAAAUGGAUUGGUUACAGCAGAUGUAGCUUUUUACACUGGAAAUCUCCAAGCUUUGAAAGGGCUUCAAACCCUAGACUUAAACAUGGCUGAAAUCUGGGAACAGAAGAGGUGAUAAUCCAGCAGAGCAAGAGAGUUGCCUCUUGGCAUGGGAUGAUUUCUUCUUUGCAGAAGAUGAAUUCUUGGAAGCUAGAAGAGGAAGCUCCCUUGGAAUGUGAAAACUAGCUAUGGGAAUGACUUUGGGGGAAUCCUUUAGCAAGUGAUCAGUUCUCUGUGCAAUUUCUUCAUUCUCUCUGGAACCAGACUCAGGUUUCUUUGGACCAAAUCCAAAAGAAUAUAUAGCUGUAACACAGCUGUAGUUUCCUAGAGAGUGCUCUGUAAAUCUUUAUAUUAAAAAGAUGCUUUGCAUUUCCUCUAGUGCAAUGAAAAUUCACAUGGUGUCUCACUUUUAUUUAAUGAUGGUACAGUUUGAAAAUUCUUGCUGUUGAAUUAUAGAAAAUGUUUUCAUUAUAAAACUUUACUGUUAAAUUAUUUUUUUACAGAUGUUUCUAUAAAGUCUUGAUUAUCUACAUAGAUUUGGAUUUGUUAGGGGGCAUCCUAUUCCAAAGUAUUUCUUGCAGCCGUGCUUCAUGUUGCCACCAGAAGACAGUAUGUUUAAAUACUUCCCAGCUCUUGGAAACAAAGCUGUGAAGCUCUUCUAGCUCUUAUUAAGGGCAAAAUGAUAAAGGAGUUUGAUAAGCUGAUCUGGCUUUGGUGGGCGAUCAUCUUUUGAAUGCUUCUUAUGAGAACCCCUUCCAUGGACUUCUGUUUUGCCUAUUUCCAUGUAAUUUCUUUACCUCCUGGUUCUCUCCCACCCAAUUAAAGCUAUUUAAAAAUAUUAACUGUGUAGUCAGAACUACACUUGAAGUGUAGCAGUAGAUGACGUAUGACUAACUUACAAAGAUUUUUUUCUAAUGCUACCUUUCAGGCUGGUACCUGCCUGUAUUAAGUAAUGAAGUGGCUGUGUAUGUCACCUCGCAGCAUUUUUACUUACCCAGUGAGUGCCUACUCUUGUGAUGAUUAUGUACAAUGAUAUGGUCUACAAUGUUUGUGUGCCUGUGGUUUCUUCAGACAGGCAUGCCUAUCUGUUAACAUUAGCAGAAGUCAUUGUCAAUCAAAUAAAGCUGUAAAAAUGAACUGUUUAA
This is a messenger RNA of Rhineura floridana, 4484 nucleotides long. It is a transcript of the gene VPS54, whose product is annotated as VPS54 subunit of GARP complex. Gene Ontology annotation, biological process: retrograde transport, endosome to Golgi; Golgi to vacuole transport. Gene Ontology annotation, molecular function: syntaxin binding. Bases 482 to 3415 code for a protein of 977 amino acids. The record is from RefSeq and is a predicted model, not a curated record. Lineage: Eukaryota; Metazoa; Chordata; Lepidosauria; Squamata; Rhineuridae. Gene Ontology annotation, cellular component: GARP complex. The transcript is spliced from 25 exons.